Messenger RNA from Arabis nemorensis, 681 nucleotides. Lineage: Eukaryota; Viridiplantae; Streptophyta; Magnoliopsida; Brassicales; Brassicaceae. The record is from the annotation of a GenBank genome assembly.
AUGCCUAAAUCCAAGAGAGACAGACCAGGUCACAACUCUUCUUCCUUCACACACUCUUUCUGCUUCCAUUGUCUGGUUACAUCGGAGGCUGUGGAAAAAUACAAGUCUGUCUAUGUUUUCUCUUUUGAAAACAUGAGAAAUAUCAAAUUCAAAGAGUUUAGACAGCAGUUUAGGCACAAUGGAAGGUUCUUCCUUGGUUCAAACAAAGUCAUGCAAGUUGCUCUUGGUCGCUCUGCUUCUGAUGAAAUACGUCCUGGCAUCUUUAAAGCCUCCAAGCUGCUUCAUGGUGAUGCUGGACUUCUUGUUACAGAUAUGCCAAAGGAAGAGGUCGAAAGCUUAUUUAAUGCUUAUGAGGAUUCCGACUUUUCGAGGACCGGAAGCACCGCAGGAGAAACGGUUGAACUGAAAGAAGGUCCUCUAGAACAGUUCCCACAUGAGAUGGAACCGUUUCUUAGGAAACAGGGAAUGCCUGUUCGGCUAAACAGAGGUGUGGUAGAGUUACUCUCUGAGUUUGUUGUUUGUGAAGAAGGAAAACCUCUUUCACCUGAAUCUGCCCGCAUUUUGCGUCUGUUGGGAAUCAAGAUGGCUACAUUCAAACUGAACUUAGUCUGCAGGUGGAGCCCUAAUGACUUUGAGCUUUACCGAGAAGGUUUGGAUCUCUCAGACAUCGAAACUUCUUAA